UGCCAAGGCUUGAUCAACCUCCAUUUCUGCAGAACAGCUUUAAAUUGUUGACCCAUUUUGUGGUCCCCGAAACAGGCCUUUUUGUAUAAUUCUGAAAUACACAUUAUUUUUCAGUUUUGGGUAACCUUACCUUUUUUUUUAACCUCUGGUACUUCACCACUUACCUUUGUACCAUUUCAAUCUAUUCAUUCGACUUGAACCACACAAUUUUAAUAAAUAGCUGGAAAAAAUUGGGGUGUUCUAAAACUGUAUUUAAAAUAAAUAACAAAAGCUAACUAGAAUUCUUUCUAAAUAAAUAAUAAAUUCAAUGCCAUUCUCAAUGCAGUCUACUGUGGCUAAGCCUGCAGAUCAAGUCAACACAAUAAAUAUAAAAAAAAAAAAAAAAAUGCAAAUAAUUGCAAUUAUAUGGCUCAAGAAGGUCACAACAUAAAUAAUAAAAAAAAACCGCAUAAUGUUACGUUAUUAUUUUGUAGUGGCAAGGCAUACUUUUCCACAAACGUCUGUUUCCGGGGUCAUGUGAUAAACGGGUUAUACCACUUAACCUCGAUUCCUGUCUCGUUCUGAAACACAUCUCCACAUUUGGUGACCCUCGAUGUGAGUAAUGUGACAACCGACAACAGCACACCAUACCGGCGCCGCUAAAUGCUAACGAGGCAGGUAACGACUUUUGCCAACUUUUGUUGGCAAAAGUCGUGUGUUGUUUUUUCUUUUUUUUUUUUUUUUUUUUUUUUACAUUUUUUUCAUUUUUUUUCUUGUUUCCAUUUAUAUUGUUAAUUAGGUAUACUUUAAUUUCCAUAUCUGACUUUCACUUUAUGUUUUAAAGCAGCCUGUUGUGGCACUAUUUUAUCCUGAAAAUUUACUCGAAAUUGAUGCCAUGUUUGUUGUAAAAAAACACAAGCCUUUCGGUCCCUUCAGCAUCACAAACUCGGCGUAACACUUCCCGUAUUUGGUACCUCUGGCCAUCAAAAUGAAAGCACAGCAGUAAAACAUGCACCGUUACGCGACACAAUCAGUCCACACUUUUCAUUCAGAAAACUGGCUUGCUUUGCAGCAUGUUUUAUAAAGCAGCGUUUUCUCGUUCAAAAAAUCUCACCCAGUUUCACCUCUUGUUCUUCUUUGCACAUACUCCAACACCCAUCUAUACAGGCAUCGAUUUUCUAUGCCGCUUAUCCUCAGUCUGCUUGCUGGGGUAUGCUGGAGUCCACCUUAAAAGAACCGCUGUUUUUUACUUUGGCUUGUUGAGACGCUGUUGCACUGCCCAUUUGUUUCGCCAUCAUACAGGGUUAGCAAGCAGCAUUAGCUAUAUGCUAACCUGCAAAACAGCAGCAUGUACCAUGUAACACGCUGUUAAUGAAUUGAUUGGCUGUGGAAGUAAAUAUGUGCAAACAGGAUCUUAUCAUUGGCUGGACAGUACUAAUCAUUGUGGUAUAUGUUACCACUUGCUGUUGUUCCCUGUCCUUCACUGCGUUGCAGUGCAAAAUGGUACAGAAUAAAUUGUUGUUCAGGUUGGAUUGUAUUUUGUGCGCAGAAUGUUUUUAUGGUGGGCAGAGAACAGUGCACGAUUGUGCAUGCGCUAAGCUUAGAGGGAACAUUGGUCACCAGAUGGAUUGUAUGUGACAUUUGCUAGUGUCAAACCAUUUGAAAGGAAUUCUGUGCAGCCCGGUACCAAAUGACCCAUGGCCCGGUACCGGGCCACGGCCCGGGGGUUGGGGAUCCGUGCUGUAGACCACCCCUCUGCCUUGGUCAAUAGAUCUAACUGUGCAUGAAUAGAUCAAAGUCGGCAUGAAACCGUACCUGCGAGUCCUCAUUGUAGGCAGAAUUCCCCAUGCAACACAACGUGAGUUGGCGCAGUGAGAUGCUCGUCGCUUUAUAGCGUACUCUUCUCCAGCAGCUAUAAAGGUGAUCUAGCUGUGCGUCGGACAGACGGCACGUUAAGUUUGUGCUCGAUGUCCUUCCCUUCCUGCUCAAGCUUGGCCAAGUCGUUUACGUUAACCUUUUACAACUUCAGUGGUCAAAGACCCUCAGUUACAUUGUGCUUGUGUUUGUUGUAUACACAACACAUAAUUAAUAAAUAGCAUUGCAUUACAUAUAUUAUAACUCCAGCAAUGCCUUCUUUUUACACAUAAAGCAAUUAGAGUGGCCAUUCAACCCUGCUCUCACACACAUCAGCUCGCCUGCUUCUGCUUUGUUGUUCAUCUCCUUUCUUCUUCUUUUGAAGUUAACGUCGGUUGGCAACCUAGCUCAUAUGCGUAUUACUGUCAACUACUGGGCUGUGGUGUGGAGCAGAAGUUUGUCAGCAAAAAAAAAAUUCAAUAAUAAAAUAAAAUCGGGAAAAUAACAUAUCGCACAGUAGAUGAAGCAUUUACUCGCUAUGUCUAAAAUUUUAGUUGCAAAAUGUGACCAUUUAGUUGCAGUUUGUAGCUCUGGGUUGACUCCACUAGAGAUAAGUUUUGGAGGUAUCUGUGAAGACAGAGAGCGGGGAAAGCCAAGGCAGAUUAGUGGAGGGGUGGAAGAAUAUAAUUAGCCCAAGCAACAGAAGGGGAUUUGUGCUCUACCGGCUGCCUUCCCCACCAGUCCUCCUGUCUUCGUCUAUAGCGAGACUGUCAAUAGUUACACUUGCAAUGAGGUAUGUGAGUCCACCGCAGUCUGUGUGUUCAUGCAAAGCAGGGCCUAUUCUUGCCUCGAGCGUCAGCAGCGACCAUUUGUCUGUAGUGACUCAGCUCUUCAGUCCUGCCAGCUUUGCACUUAAGUCCCCGAUGUGGAUCUGCAGGAGAAGCCGGACUUGUGUGGCGUGCACCGUGGUGGUCUCGACUUCGCUGGAGGCAUGCAAGAGCAUGUUGACCUGAUCCUGAGUGACGGUGGAAGUUUGUGAGGGUUUGAGAUGUCUCUGCACGAGUUCUUGCGGGAGGGCAGCGAGGCGUCCUACCGGAUCAUGAACAGACUCAGUCUUCUGAUACAGAACUUGGACAUCUCAGGACUUGGUUCUUCUUUUCCUUUCAGCCCUGGCAGCCGUAAGAAUUCCUGGAGAGAGUGGGAUGAUGAGAUCAUGCAACUGGAGAGCAGUCCUCUGCAAGCUGCUGAUAUCACGCCUGAACUCAGGAAGCAGUUUGCCUUUCUUACAGGAGGCAGAGGAGACAACGGAAGCCCCAUCAUUGUGUUCCCAGAGUUCCCAUCCUUUGGCGAGAUCACCGACAGAGAGUUUCACAACGUGCUCACCUACCUGACAAGUGUGCCCAGUUUGCCAUCAACAGACGUGGGCUUCAUCCUCGUCAUUGAUCGCCGGCAGGACCGAUGGGCGGCCGUGAAAGGGACUCUGCUUCGGAUCGCGGGUGCAUUCCCUGGAAACCUCCAGCUGGUUCUGGUCCUAAGGCCCACCACCCUCCUCCAGCGCACACUCUCUGACAUCCUCUUCAAGUUCAACAAAGAUGAGUUCAAGAUGAAGGUGCCGGUGAUCAUGCUGAGCUCAGUAAGUGAGCUUCACUCGUACAUUGACCACACGCAACUGACCCAAGAACUCGGGGGAACGCAGGCAUACUGUCACGAGAAGUGGAUCUCUCAACGCACGGCCAUUGAAGGCUUUGCAUUGAUGGUGAAGAAGACGGCCCAGGCUCUGCAGUCAUUUGGCGCUGAGCUGGCUGAAACAGAACUCCCCAAUGAGACCCAGGCCACCACCGUCCUGCUCAGUGCACACGGCAGUAAGAGAGACAAGAUGAAGGAUGACCUGCUGGUGGCUCUGAGGCAGGGCAGCAGACUGCUGGAGAGCAUAAAUGCCCCUGUGAUGCAGAACCCAGACCACAACAUGAACCAGGACGAAUUGGAGAACCUGGCAACAGUGCAGAGACUCCUGUCUCAGGUGGACGAGACUGAACGAGCUUUUGACGAGUUCUGGGGGAAGCAUCGGUUCAAACUGGAGCAAUGUCUCCAGCUGCGUCACUUUGAGGACAACUACAAGGAGGUCAGCAUUCUGCUGGAUCAAGUGUCCGAGAAAGUGUCCACCUUCUCUGAGGUGGGCAUUAGCCCUGCCCACGCUGACCAUAUCUUCAGCGAGCUCACAACCUACGAGGAGACAGUCUGCGAGGUCCUGGACAGAGCUUUGUCUUUGGCACGUGAAGGUGAUGACCUCAUCGAGAAGGCUCACUAUGCUCAGGAUUCUAUUCUGCCCAAAAGUAGUCAGCUCCGAGUGGUGUGUCAAGACCUGAGUGCCGAAUUGAAGGCCAAGAAGGAGCAGCUCCUUAAAGCCCGAGAUCUGCAUCGCUGUUUGGAGAGGGCUUCAAAGUGGUGUGACGAUGGUAUUUACCUGCUGGCGUCUCAGCCCGUGGAUAAGUGUCAAUCACAUGAGGGGGCAGAGUCAGCUCUGCAGGAGCUGGAGGGUUUCCUGGCUGACACAGGCGAAGAGCGACUGUCAGAUCCGAGUAACAUCUGGACAGAUUAUGAGGCAGUGCUCAACCAGCAGCUCAAGGACCAAGUGGAGAAGGUCUUUCAGAAGCAGGCGUCAAUGCAGGAGAUGUUUGACAAGAGGAGGGUCAGCCUGAAGAAGUUGGCGGCCAAACAGACCAGGCCAGUGCAACCGGUUGCCCCCAGACCUGAAGCUUUCAUCAAAUCACCCCUCAGCUCACCUGCGCAUCGAGGUAAACUUGAUAGAAGCGCCUCUGAGGGAAACAAUGGAAGCUCUGACAAAGCAGACGAGCAGCUGCAGAAUGGACACCGUAACUGCAGACACGGCUCUCUGUCGGAGGAGGAUGAGAACCUGGCUGUGCUGAGGAGGCAUGUCAUGAACGAGCUGUUGGAAACUGAGAGGGCUUACGUUGAGGAGCUGCUGUGUGUGUUACAGGGUUACGCCUCCGAGAUGGAUAACCCAGCCAUGGCGCACCUCAUCCCUACUUCUUUGCAAAACAAAAAGGAGGUUCUGUUUGGCAACAUGCCUGAAAUCUACCACUUCCACAAGAGGACGUUUUUGAGGGAGCUGGAGCUGUAUGCCGACUGUCCAGAAUUGGUUGGCAGAUGUUUCUUGGAAAGGAUGACAGACCUACAGAUCUACGAGAAGUACUGCCACAACAAGCCUCGCUCCGAAAGCCUCUGGAGACAGUGCUCCGACGCUGCCUUCUUCCAGGAGUGUCAGAAAAAGCUGGAGCAUAAACUGGGUUUGGAUUCAUAUCUGCUGAAGCCUGUACAGAGAAUAACCAAAUACCAACUGCUGCUGAAGGAAAUGCUUAAGUACAGUAAAGGUUGUGAAGGGGCCGAAGACCUGCAAGAAGCUCUGACGUCCAUCUUGGGUAUUCUCAAGGCUGUCAAUGACUCCAUGCACCUCAUCGCCAUUACAGGAUAUGAGGGGAACCUGAGUGAGCUGGGCAAGCUUCUGAUGCAGGGCUCGUUCAGUGUGUGGACUGAACACAAGAAAGGUCACGUCAAGGUAAAGGAUCUGGCCCGUUUCAAGCCAAUGCAGAGGCACCUCUUUCUGCAUGAGAAAGCCCUCCUGUUCUGCAAGAAAAGGGAGGAGAGCGGGGAGGGCUAUGAGAAAGCUCCAUCCUACAGCUUCAAGCAGUCACUCAGCAUGAACGCUGUGGGCAUUACCGAGAACGCAAAGGGAGGAGAUAAGAAGUUUGAAAUCUGGAGCAACUCCAGAGAAGAGGUCUACAUUGUGCAGGCACUGACGACUGAAGUGAAAACCACCUGGGUGAAUGAGAUUAGAAAGGUUUUGACCACACAGCUGGAGGCUUGCAGAGAGGCCAGCCAGCAAAGGGCGCCGGAUCAGGUUAUCCAUUGUCCCCCUGCAGCAAGUGGUCCAGAGAACGUAAGCAGUCCAUUCAAGAUGCGCCAGAAGAGUCUAAAAAAAGGAGACAACAGGAAAGAAGAUCACUACGGCCUUGAUGGCAGUUCCUCUCCUUUGCCAAAGUCAGCAGGAAAAGAUGAAAGAGCCACAAGCCCUACCUCAGACAGAACUGCCAUGGCUAAAAAGCGAUUUACUUUACAGGGCUUCAGUAACCUCAAAGCCCAGAAAGAGGUGCCGACCACAGAUGAUAAGAGUUUCACCUUACCCAUGAUCCCUCUGUUAUCUCCAGGUUCUCCAACUAGCCCCGAUCACAAGACGAAGCGCCAGAGCGACCCGACACCAUUUGGCUUCAAAGGCUGGAACAAGACGUCUCUAUCGCUGGAUGCCUCGGAGGAGCAUGAAGGCUACUCUAGUGGCGAGGAUCCUCUUAACUCUGACCCAGAGGAUGACAAUGGCAAAAAGCUAUGUGCUGGUAAAUACACGGCAACGGGUGACUACGAGAAGGCUUCCACUCAAGACGUUGCGGUGAAAAGCGGAGACGUGGUGCAGCUGGUGAAGGAAGGGGAGGACGGACAAUGGUUAGUGCGGAACCUGAACACCUCCAUGGAGGGCUGGAUGGCCUCUGCUAAUCUGGUGACACUCAUUGCUAAGUCCAAGUCGUGUCAGUCUCUCACCAGCUCAGAAGGCAGUGGAUCAGGACACCUCAGCACAUCAUCCAGUUGCAGUGAGACCUGCGCGCCUUUCUCUGACAUCAAAUCCUCAGCGUAGCUCCUUCCCUCCUUCCUGCCUCAUGAAUGUUCUGUGGCUGUCAGUGAUGUAUUUGUCUACAUUGAAACCAGCAUAUUUCACCCACCUAAAGCCUCAUGUCCCCCUAAUGUGAGUAAGGUUUUAACAGAGGAUACAUCCCAUACAGGAAUGAAUAUGUUUAUUUUAAUGACAUAUGAUGAAGUUAUAGAUGUAACGGGCCAGCAGGACUGAUCUCAGUUAUUACAGUAUUAGUGUAUGUGGACCACCCGCAUCAAGUCACCCACAAUGAGAGCACAUUUUAAAACCUUUGAUAAUAGUUGUGACACAUUUUUAUUUAUUUGUAAAAAAAAAACACUAACUUUUGUCACUUUUACUUCUAAUAUCAUAUUUUUUUACUCUGUCCUUUCAGGAAAGUCAUGACUGUAGAUUAUAUUUUGCCAUCAGCUUUCCAGACUUGUUUGUUUGUCUGUCAGGGUUCCCAAAGGCUCCUCAGCUGUGUUACCUGUACACUGCAACUAAAAAAGAAAAGAAAAUAUUGUUUAUAAUCAGAGGUGACUGUAUAGCGCUAUAACUUAUUCCCUUCAUGCUCUGAAUGUAGAUACUGUUCAUUAAUGCCUGUCCUGAGAUGUUUAUUAUUGGAGCUGCUAUACUGUACAUUAUGUAUGGUGAUGUCACAGCCCUGUGACAUUUUUAUAUAUAUUAAAAAGAACUUGAUGAUAACGUUUUUUGCUUAUUUCU
This is a messenger RNA of Dunckerocampus dactyliophorus (ringed pipefish), 7255 nucleotides long. It is a transcript of the gene mcf2lb, whose product is annotated as mcf.2 cell line derived transforming sequence-like b. Gene Ontology annotation, molecular function: guanyl-nucleotide exchange factor activity; protein binding. Gene Ontology annotation, biological process: intracellular signal transduction; positive regulation of Rho protein signal transduction. The record is from RefSeq and is a predicted model, not a curated record. NCBI's taxonomy places the organism in Eukaryota, Metazoa, Chordata, Actinopteri, Syngnathiformes, Syngnathidae. The coding region runs from base 2882 to 6538 and encodes 1218 amino acids. The transcript is spliced from 33 exons. Gene Ontology annotation, cellular component: cytoplasm; extrinsic component of membrane.